This is a messenger RNA of Rotaria sp. Silwood1, 594 nucleotides long. Lineage: Eukaryota; Metazoa; Rotifera; Eurotatoria; Philodinida; Philodinidae. The record is from the annotation of a GenBank genome assembly.
AUGAAAACAACAACUCAUUCAAGUAUAUCAGAUCGUCUUGGUGCAAUUUUUUUUGUUUCUAUACAUCAAACAUUUCGUACAGGAGGUGCUUUAGAAGCAUUAAUUAAAGAACGAUUACUUUUUAGUCAUGAAAAUACUAGUGGUUAUUAUCGAACAUCAACAUUUUUUUUAGCAAAAAUUCUUUGUGAUUUAUUUCCAAUGCGUUUUAUACCUUCAUUUAUCUUUUCUAUAAUUGCUUAUCCUUUAACUGGUUUUCAACGUUCAAUUAAUCGAUUUCUUAUUUUCUGUCUCACUAUAUUUAUCAAUUCAAUAUUUGGUUCGGCUUGGUUUUCUUGUCUUAAAUGGACUAAAUAUAUUAGUGGUAUUCGUUAUUGUUCAAAUAUAUUAACUAUUAAUGAAUUUAGAAAUUUAACAUUUUGUGUAUCUAAUAACACUCAUAUAUGUCCAAUGACAGGUGAACAAGUAUUAACAGAACGUAAUAUUCCACAUAAUACAAAUUGGAAUAUGUGGAAAAAUUUACAUUUUAUAUCUAUUAUGGCUCUAGUAUUUUCUUAUUAUGGCUUCUAUUCGACUGUUACGAAUGAAAAUAAUUAA